Paraphaeosphaeria sporulosa is the source of this 2148-nucleotide messenger RNA. RefSeq lists its product as uncharacterized. Gene Ontology annotation, cellular component: lipid droplet. The record is from RefSeq and is a predicted model, not a curated record. The coding region runs from base 77 to 1732 and encodes 551 amino acids. The transcript has 3 exons. Lineage: Eukaryota; Fungi; Ascomycota; Dothideomycetes; Pleosporales; Didymosphaeriaceae.
GCGCGCCGUCAGCCAUCAAGGCCCGCGCCGCAUCGCAUCGCCAACAGCACCGACGGUCGCCACUCCACCAAACGCCAUGUCCGCGGGUGCCUCGCCAGCCUCAAGCACCACAAACGUGGAGCGCGACCACGACGUCGGUGCAGACACGGACCCGCCCGAGCUGUCGGCCCUCUUCCUCAUCCGCUUCGACAAGAAGGUCGGCUAUACGGUCGCGUGGAAACGCUCAAAUGCCACAGUCCCGCUCGACGGCGCCGUCGAAUACAAGUCGCUCCCCUCCGGACUCCACACGCUCACGUCCGACCUCGUCUAUUUCGUGCACGAAGGGUACGCCGGGCUAAGCGCAUACUCCAAGGGCGAGGCGGGCGCGGAGGAACGGAACGCACAGUUCGUCAGCGUGGGCAUUUUGGUCAGUCGGGCAUAUGGGCGCCUGGGUCGCAGUUGGCUGCUCGCGAGCAAGCUGCAGCAACUCGCAGAAACAUUGGCAGAGGAUCCAGAACGGACAGCUGUGCUGGAGGAAUUCUGGGAACAGCAGAGCAGCGGGAGAGCGGGAACCGACAAGGUCGGGUCGUCGAAAGGCGGGGAGCAAGGGACCAACGGUAAGGCUGGGAGAAAACGGGCGCUGAGCACGCUCACGUCGGUGGUGCCGAGCGAGAAGGGAGGACUCGCGGCCGACCACCCUGCGCUGUCGAUGCUGAAAUACGUCGAUGUUCUGGGGCCCUUAGUAUUCAGGCUGCAGCAGGCUGCGCUAUUGAGGAAGAGGAUAUUGUUUGUUGGCGCACCGCCAGUGCGGACGUGCUGCGAGUUCGUGUACAACUUGUCCGUGCUAUCCAGUAUACCACCACAUGCUGCCGAUGUGCUAUCACCAGGCACAGAAACGCUCCUCCGUCUACCCUCUCUAUUCUCUAUCGGUGUUCACGAUAUCCCCGAAUUGGAACAAUUGCAAAUGCAGAAAGCGAAUGGCGCGACAGAGACGGGGGAGGACAUUCCAAGCCCAGGGUGGGUGGCUUGCACGACGGACGAGAUCAUUACCACCAAGAAGAGGCUUUUCGACAUCGUAGUGAAAAUGCCGGAGACGUACGAUGCACCCCCGCAGAGGAAGGUUUGGCCCAUCAUGAAGACCUCGGACGGCACGCAAAUCAAAGCAAGCCAGCGGGAUCUGUGGCGAUGGAAGAUGCUGCAGCUAGAGCUUAGGAAACACAGACGCUCGCCUGGCGAGGACUACAACGAAGAUGAGGGCGAAGACGAGCAGGCGGCGUUGAUGGGACCCAACGAGCGAUACGACGUGGAAGAUGACUUGAGCGUCGAUGACAGCAUGGUCGAAUCGACGACGUGGCCGCAACUUGCCUACAGUGGCUUCAUGUGGUGGGCGUCGGCGGGCGAACAAGACUCGUACACAACGACGGAACGAGAGCGCGACCGCGACCUCCUCGGAGAUCUAUCAGACUACGCAGACGCGCUGCCCACUGCCAUCAUUGCGUACUUCCACCGCUCGACAACGGAGUUGAUACAGACCCUGAAUAGUAUCAUCGAAAGAGCGGACGAAGAGGAGGCGGAGGAAGACGACGGAACGCUGCUGCUCGACAAGGGAGACGUGUCCCGGAUGGGUCUCGAUACGUGGAGCGAAGCCGACAGGGCGUUCCUGAGCGAGUUUAGCUGGAUGUGGUGCGGGCGGGUAGUGGACGUCCGGGGCACGUCUGUGGACUGCUGUGGUGUGAGGAUACCCGUUUUCUAGCGCAUUGAGACUUGAUAAGUGCACCUAAACCAGCACGGGUGGUGUAAUUACACGAACCGCUAUCCCCAUGACGUGAGUACCCGGAUGCAUUGGGUUGUACAGCGGCAUAUACGGGAUGGAAGAUAUCCUGUGGCGGCAUUGCUCGGAGAACAGGCAGCUGCUCCGUGCUGGGGGAGGCGACGUGCAGAACAAAGGGCGUCAGUGUGCAGCCGUCAAUCUCGGAUUGUCCACUACAGCGAUGGCACUUGCCACCAAGACGCAGCAUUCUGCAGAGGCCGUGGAGCAAUAUGCGGCCUGCAGAGAAAUACGAGCUGGAGGGUUGACGUAGUUCGCCGCCGACUUCGGCGCAGGGAUUGCCCCGCAGCAGAACGGGCAGCGCAGUGCGGGGCACGUGUGGUCAGUGGAUUUGUGCGCGG